AAUUUCCAGCAAUGGCAUGAAGUCAUUUCAUUCUUUCUACCAUCUGAAUUAUUUGCUAUUUUGCAAAUGAUUCAUUUUUUUACGUUGGAAAUUUGUCAACUCCCACAGAUGAAGAUGAUUUUCAUGUAUCAUAUUCUAUUUGAGAGCAUAGAGCUGUUUUUACACAUUAUUGCAACAGAAAGAAAUUCUGUGAUUGACCACAUGGUAAAGGAGGGCUGAAAAACAAAUCACAAUAUGUGCCUUAAAACCUCUCAAAGCACACAUAAUGUCAUCAAACCACAUUCAGUGACAUUUUCCUCUCUACACACGUUCAGUUCUGUAAUCUCAAAAAGUUUGCCUGUUCUUGAUGAGAAGUAUUAAAGGUGUGGGGAACUGUGGUUAGUCUCUUGAAUGAGGUGAAAACAGCAUGUAAUGUCAAACAGUUGUGCUCUGAUGUCACUGUGAUGACAGCAUGUUUGUUUAUUCUAGUAACAAACCAAAAGAAAAACUCUGCAUGUUUUAUUGAGCAUAUCGAGGGAUUCCCCCAUCAGUUAAGAGAAUAUAAAGCCCAUCACGCUCUUACUAGAACACAUACUCCGACCUGACGACACACACCAUGAAGAUCUGCGCUGUGUUUUGUGUAGUUGUGGCUCUUGCGAUGGGCUCUCCGGUGCCUCUGAACACACAGCAGUGUCCGUGCACCUCCGCCGCCAGAUCUCUGCUCAGCAGCCUCUCGCACAUCAUGGAGAAGGGGGGGAAGAUGAAGCAUCAGGAUUUGUUUGCUGGUUUUAACUGCACGGAUCUGGAGGCUCGGAUGAUUCCUCACACCCAAACGGCGUCCGUCUGUCAGCCCAUCGCCACUGAUAACACGUCCUGCUCCGAACGCAGAAGCUCCCCUUUCAGCGCGACUGAGUGUUUGAGGAACAUCAGAGGUGAUCUGCACUAUUAUGAUCUGCUGCUGAACUCCUACGAGCCCAGUGUGAGCGACCUGAGCCCGGUCAUGACGGCCACAAAAGACCUCAUGCAUUGCUUGAAAGCAAACGGCGGUGCGGCUGAAGGAGAGUUUCCUGAGUGGAACGUCUGGAGCCGCUCGUCCUUCGAUGACCGUCUGUCCCUGUGCAAGACGCUGAAGGGCUUCCACGUGCGGGCCAUCACCAUGAACAGAGCGCUCGCGUACAUCGCCUCCGGAGACCACAGGAAGUGAUGUCAUUUCACUACAUCUUACUCAGAUUUCUUCAGUAGGUUAAUCUUCACAUGAUCAAUCAAACCGCACCACCGCUUCAAAGCGGCUCUGACUCGAGCAGAAACCAGUGUGUGACACUCAUAUAUAAGCUAAAUGAUUUAAUCGAGCUGAAUGUUUGUUAUUUAAUAUUAUUUAUUUGUUUUGAGAAAUUAUUUAUUUACAUGCAUGUAGUACUUUAUUUAUUGACUAUUUAUUAAAUUAUUUGUGUAACAAAAAAUGUAUUUUGUGUGUUUGUGCGGAUGAUACCUAAGACCAAGUAAAGGAAGAUCACAUCAGAAAUGAAUGUUUUGAUUGAAGACUUCAUGUAAUAAAGAGCGUUUACUGAACUGCAAAAA
Messenger RNA from Megalobrama amblycephala (Wuchang bream), 1557 nucleotides. It is a transcript of the gene il12a, whose product is annotated as interleukin 12a. Bases 596 to 1183 code for a protein of 195 amino acids. The record is from RefSeq and is a predicted model, not a curated record. NCBI's taxonomy places the organism in Eukaryota, Metazoa, Chordata, Actinopteri, Cypriniformes, Xenocyprididae. The transcript is spliced from 7 exons.